Molecule: messenger RNA, 3880 nt
Organism: Formica exsecta
Lineage: Eukaryota; Metazoa; Arthropoda; Insecta; Hymenoptera; Formicidae
Gene: Ythdc1
Product: YTH domain-containing protein 1
Exons: 6
Coding region: 1563-2939 (458 amino acids)
Biological process (GO): regulation of alternative mRNA splicing, via spliceosome; mRNA splicing, via spliceosome
Cellular component (GO): nucleoplasm
Molecular function (GO): mRNA binding; N6-methyladenosine-containing RNA reader activity
Source: RefSeq, a predicted model, not a curated record
CGCUGCCAUAUUUGACCGUAUUUAAACCUACGACACACGGUGCAAUUUUUCAUCCCAGAUCGCAUGAGUUAAUAAAUUACUAGAACUGCAGCAUACAGCAAUUUAUAUUACUAGAUCAAUCUAAUAAGUAACUACAUCACAAUAUACCAAUCAGCAUACAGUAUUUCUAGUAAUUCACUAGUGCGCAUGCGCGAAAAAAGAUCCGCGCGCAGCGAAUUUUAGACAUUCGCGCUCAAUCUAUUCUUUACUAUGUCUAUGGUCUAUUAGCUCUGUCCUGUGUAGCUGCGCUUUUUCUGUACACCUUUCGUCUUUUCUCCUUUUCCCUCCAAUGCCUAAAUAUAUAUCUAUCUUAUUUUGAAUGCUGAAGGUGUAUAAUAAGUGCAACUAUAAUACGGAACAGAGCUCUCUAUUGAUUCGCAGAACCCGAGAACACGUCCUUGCGGUCGCGUAGUACAUACGUCACACAAUGAACGCCGUAGUUUGUGUACUACAACGAUUUGCUCGCGCGAACAAUUGUUUACCGCUGUGAUCCUCUCGGAUCUCUCUCGCGAUUCGCGCGUCCGUAAGAUAUUUGGAACGUGCGUGUAGUGCGUGACGUGAGAUCGUAUCGGACGAUCCCCCGAGCGUGCUACCGUGUGAAGUGUGUCAGUGAAGGGACAAAGGGUGUCACGUAAGUGUGUGCGCCGCGAGCCCUCGGGAGGACUCGUCACGAAAAAAAAAGACCUCGAGAAAAAAAAUUUUAAGAAUUAUAAAUGAUAACGAGAAAGUAAAAUUUCGUAUUUAGUGGUCUACUAUCUUCGCGUGACAAACUUUUCUAGAUAACCAAAAAAAAAAAAAAAAAUAAAAUAAAAUAAAAUAAAGAUAAAGUAAAAGAAAGUAAAACCCGAUAAUAAACGAGAUCUCUCUUGACAGACUCUUGGCAGGUUUUGCGAGCAAAGUAAAACGGUUACGCUGUAAAAAAAAUCUAUCCAUAACUCAUCUCUGCUUUCAGAAGGAGUGCAUAAAAGAUAAAUAACUACUAGGACGAGAGGCGAAUCGCAAUCCAAAAUAAGAAAGAAAAAAAAAAAAAGAAUUCCUUCGUGUUUUCAGAGACUCUCUAGAAUAGCUCUCCACAUAUGGAGCAGCCUGUGUUAUCAUUGCUACAUAAUCUCAAGGACUGUUCGUAAUGCAUAGUUUACGUCCCGGCCAGAUAGCUGACUGAGCUUAAGGCUCAGUCAAGGCAUUGCCAUGUGUCCCUUUGAUCGAUUUGUGUUAGGUGUAAGAGAGCUGGGUGUCGCUACGGCGCGUGUAGAAGUUUCUCCAAUUGAAAGUUCUCGGGACAGUGUGGACCUUCUGUUCGAUUCAGAAUCCCCGAACUAUCCUUGCUGUAUACUAUAUAGUCCUUUGCUACUGCGCUAUUGUCGUAAGAUGUACGAGAAACGCUACGAUACUUGGUCGUACCUCCUGCCGGAGUGCUCUCACGCGACUCGCGACGUAGUAAUAAGCCUCUCUCUCGUGUUUGCGUUACAGGCAGAAACCUUGCCUGAUCCUCCGGCGGCAGCGAGCGACAAUCCGGAUUGACUAUGGGCAGCAACACAGACGGCGACAAUCUGAAUCUCAGCUGCGGCGAGAACGACAACGGCGACGAGUUGAGGAUUGCCGCGGACGAGACUUAUGACACUCGUAGCGAGGUCUCCUCCAGCAGUUCUAAUACCAGCAACUCGAGCCAUCCCACCAUCAGCACAGUUUCCAGCAAGUCCUCGCGCGGUGACAACAAGCGCGGCAGGAGAAACAGAAACAAGCGCGGUAGAUCUAGUAGAGAUUCCAAAUCGUCCAGUCCUGAGCCUAAGCGAGCCAGAUCCAAGGAGAGCAAGGGGACCACUAAGAGCUACGACUAUGCCACCAAGUUGAAUUACUUAUUUAGAGAUGCAAGAUUUUUCAUCAUCAAGUCCAAUAACGCGGAGAAUGUGACACUGUCUAAAGCCAAGGGAGUGUGGAGCACGCUGCCACAGAAUGAAGCAAACCUAAAUCAAGCCUAUAGAGAGUCGCGAAAUGUGUUGCUGGUAUUUUCCGUGAAGGAAUCGGGAAAGUUCGCUGGCUUUGCGAGACUUAGUACAGAAUCGAGAAGAGAUGCUGGACCAGUUUCUUGGGUUUUGCCUCCUGGCUUAUCGGCAAAAGCUUUAGGUGGCGUAUUUAAGGUUGAUUGGAUCUGUAGGAAGGAAUUACCGUUUACAGCUACAUUACAUUUGUACAAUCCUUGGAAUGAUGGCAAGCAAGUCAAAAUCGGUCGAGAUGGUCAGGAAAUCGAGCCUAGAGUUGCCGAGGAAUUGUGCAGAUUGUUUCCAGAAGAUGAAGAAUAUAUAUCUGCAGGAAUCGAGAUGACACCUAUUCUGCGUAAGUCCAAGGAAGCGGGAAAGCAUGUCGUAAAGUCGUCGCGUUAUCGCGAUAAGAGACCCAUAAGCAGUUCCAGAUUUUUACGAAGAGGUGGACGGGGGCGGAGAUUGUUCUUGACUUCGAGAUCGCGUCUAGCCUCUCUGGCCAGAGGUUCCCACGGCGUUGCAGGAGAUCACAGGGGCUCCAGAGAUCACUCAUAUCGGUACACACCGUGGUUCAAUCGAGGAGAUUCACCUUAUACAAAAGGUUAUGGAGCUGGUCUAGGCGUCGCUGCGGUUGCAGAGGCUUAUGUGGCAGAUUACAUGCGUACCAUGCAACAUCAGUUGCCACCGUUGCCGCCUUACGGUCCACAUCCAUACGAUACUUUGCCACCACCUCCUCCACCACCAAGAUAUUAUGAUGGCCUGCCACUGCCUCCGGAUUAUAGCGCGACAGCGUCAGCACUGGAGAAACGUAGUUAUGAGAGGAGCGUCGACGAAUUUUUGUGGAGAACGGCCAGUCGUCACAGUCGGCAUAGCGAUCAUCGCUCUUCCCGCGAUCAUCACAGAUAUAGAGAUCGCAGAUAAGAAUUGACUCCAUUGUUUCCCUAUCGGCCCGUCGAUUCCCAAAUCUUGCUCUAUUACUAGUGACAAAUUGAUAAAUUGGACAAUGACAUCUAUCAUACACGUUUGAAAAAUUCAGAUAAUGUUUCUCAGAGAAAUCCUAGAUAAAUUAAAUUGUAUAUAAAGUAAAUAAUAAAAUUUAAUCUUAAUAAUUGAAUUUUAAUAAUUAAAAUAUUAAGAUUGAUAUCUUUUCCAAAGAUGUAUAAAUUCUCAGGCCUAUAAAGAAUUUUGGGAAUUGACGGAUUCAAUUAUAUAUCCAUUAUCACAAAGGCAAUCGCGCGCGCGCGCAUGCACAGAAUCAUGUUUCAGUAGCCUUCAAUUGUCAUUAAUCAUCGAGCUGCCUGAGUAUAGAUAGUGAUUGUGAACGCAUUUUCUCUAUUGCAAAAUAGCAUAGAUUAGCUAAGUAAAUUUUGUACUAUUGAGUAUUGAAAAUUCGCGAUUCUUUCUAUAAAUUUUCCACAAAAAAUAUGCAACAAUAUCGAAAUAUUUCAUCUUCAUUCUUGAUUACAAAAAGAAUCUACACGAUAAAAUAUUUUUUCUCUUUCUACAAUUUUUUUUUGAACACGUGUGUAUGUAUGAGAUCAGUGUGCAUGUGUAUGUAUGUGUGCAUUAUCAUCUUAAUUAUAUAUUUAUACAAGAUAAUCUUUAAUGAAUAUAAAAGCAAUGAUUUGAUCUCUAAAACGAGAUUGAUUUAUUUUUCAAUGAAUUUAAGCAAAAUAAGAUGUUUUUCAAUUCAAUAAUUCUUAUGUUUAUAUACAUAUGUAUGUGUAUAUGUAUGUACACGAAAGACUUACAAGAUACAUAAUAUAAGAAAAUUAUCAAUAUAUUAUUUUACCUUAUUGUUUUUUCAAUACUUGAUAAUCAUUUCAUAGAAAAAAGUGUUUAAUAAAUGGAAUAAGGAGAAA